CUUUAGUAUUUAUGCUUAUGUAGUACAUCUGCACCUCUUUCUUGGCUAAAUUGAGACGUGUCUGCUUUUCUCAAAGUAAGACCCUCAUUCGUGACGCAGAUUCAGUCGUAGCCGCGCGAUGAAGCAUUUGUUGAAGUUUGUGCGUUGCGGUAGUUGAUAUGAACCGAAAGACUGAACCCACAAAGACGUAAAGGAUUCGGCAUCCGAUAUUCCACUUUCGAUCGGACUUCGGUUCUCUGCGCGUGUGGAACGGGUUCACAAUGAAGCCGAAAAACUAACCGGUGUCGGAGCUCCGAUGCACAAAGGUUGGAUUUUGAAUCCAUUGCUUAGCAUUUGGUACGUACAAGACUUGCAUACUUCUGUUAGUGAUGAUGAUGAAGCUUUGGGCGGUGAAGAUUUUGUUUGGUUAUGGAGGUGUUGAAGUUCUUGCAGAAGUAGGUUAUGGUGAAGAAGAUGGAAGAAUUGCAGGGUUUCGGUUGAGAGUCGGAUGAAGGUUGAGGACUCGAUUGAAGGUGAUGAAGAAUGGAAUUAGAGAGUGAAGGUGAAGGAUGAGAAGGUUGAAGGUUGAAACAAAUGAAAAUCCCCCCUACUGCUAACAGAAGGGUGGAUAUCUACCAACAAUUACUUCUAUGAUGCACUAUGGUGACUGAGUCGAAUGCCGCAUUGACGAUGAAUAGUAUCUAGCAGCUGGUUUGAUGCCGAACUGCAGUAAACUGGACAGAAGCUGGACGGGCCAAACUGGAGUAAACUUUAAAGUUGGGCUUCUUGAUGUCGUCAUUGAUAUGCGUACGUUAUUUUGGCUUGAAUGAAAAUGUUUAUGGUAGAUGUGCUUUUAUAUGUGAACGUUGAUAAGGGAGCGAUGCUCGACAAAACGCAAAUCUAUGUAUCAAUUACUUGCAGAAUGAUCCAUGGUUUGCGUAUCAAAGAUGGAAAAGCUUCAUAUGUUUCCCGCUUCGUGAAAACUUCUCGUUUUAAACAAGAAGAAUACUUUAAUGGCUCUAAAUUUAUGAAGAUUGGAGAUCUCAAAGGUCUAUUUGGACUGUUGAUGGUUAACAUGCAAAUGUUAAGAGCUAAAUUGAAAAUAUUCGACGUUUCUUAUGGACACGGAACAGCUAAUACAGCUCUUGUAUAUCACCAUCAGAAGCUUCUAGCACUCUCAGAAGGAGACAAACCUUAUGCUAUUAAAAUUUUAGAAGACGGUGAUUUGCAGACACUUGGCAUGCUAGAUUAUGACAAGAGAUUAGGCCAUAACUUCACUGCCCAUCCAAAAGUUGACCCAUUUACUGGGGAGAUGUUUACACUUGGAUAUUCACAUACAGCACCAUAUGUCACAUACAGGGUAAUAUCAAAGGAUGGUUUUAUGCAAGAUCCUGUUCCAAUAACAAUAUCAGACCCCGUUUUGAUGCAUGACUUUGCCAUCAGAGAAUUAUUCAAUAUUUACGGACCUUCCUCUGUACUUUAGGCCAAAGGAAAUGGUGAAGAAUAAUACCUUGAUAUUCUCAUUUGAUUCAACCAAGAAAGCUCGUUUUGGUGUCUUACCUCGGUAUGCUAAGGAUGAGAAGCAUAUCAGAUGGUUUGAACUACCAAAUUGCUUCAUUUUCCACAAUGGUAUGUUUGCUUGCUUUGUUUCUCCUUAAUAUAAUAUGUUGAUUGAUAUUCUAUAAUGAUCAUUUGUAAAAUCCAAUGAUUGUGAAAUUGAAGUUCCUGAUGAUUUAAAAAAAAAAAGCGAGGCCGAUAUAUUUCCUCAUUCAUUUGAUUUUCGAUUCAUAGUAAUGUCAAAUUUGAAAACACCUUUCAGUAACAUGCAAAUCACUUCAAAAUAGAAUAGCAGCAAUGUAUCACAAUUUAAAGUUAGUAAAAAAAAGCUUCAAUUUAUGCUGUAAAUUAUUUAAUUCUGACGAAUGUGUCCAUUUUCAUCUUUUAUUUGACUCAUUUUC
Molecule: messenger RNA, 1937 nt
Organism: Lathyrus oleraceus (garden pea)
Lineage: Eukaryota; Viridiplantae; Streptophyta; Magnoliopsida; Fabales; Fabaceae
Product: carotenoid 9,10(9',10')-cleavage dioxygenase 1-like
Exons: 11
Coding region: 806-1462 (218 amino acids)
Biological process (GO): carotene catabolic process
Cellular component (GO): chloroplast stroma
Molecular function (GO): carotenoid dioxygenase activity
Source: RefSeq, a predicted model, not a curated record